CAACCGAGACACAUCAUACAAUGUCACAAAAGUAAAUCUGUGCUGUGUAUUUUUAAUUAAAAAAAAAAACAGUACUAUUAUGAAAGUGUGAGUGAAAUGCUACAGCCCAGAGUCAGUGUUUGUGAUAAAAUGGCGGGUGUUUUUUUUAAUCUGUUUGUCAUCGCACUUCUGUGCUCUGUGACAUGUCAAGAUAUAAAUGAUAAUGAAUCGAUCGACGCGUCGAGAAUAAAAAGAGAGGGGGUCCUGGAUAACAGGGCGUUUAAUACAAACGCCAUAGUGUAUGACAAUACACCAUGGAGACCUGGACGAGAAAUAGAUAUUAAUAACGGAGCCGACGACGAGAGAAAAUUAAAAAAUUUAGCUACAAGAAUAAUGUCUAAUGGGGUUGAGGUUUUAGUUAGAGAUAAAAGUUCAGAUGGGAAACAAGAACAGACGAAGUACAUGGAAGUCAAAACUAUUCAACCUUCAGCAACUAGUAAUAUGUUUUUAAGCAAUAUCCCCAAAAUAGAAAAAAGAAUUGAUAGCCAAGAAGAAAAUAAUUUUGACCUCAUAGAGCCAUCUGAAUUAGGUCAUAUGCCAUGUACUAGUUCUUGCACUUGUAGUCAUACGAAAACUGAAUCUUUAAAAACCAAAUAUACUAAUGCAAAACAACCGUCUGCUUUAGCGACAGAUAAAUACCUUAUUAAAACUACUAAAUACAGCGGCACGAAAUUGGAUGUUCGACCGACUCACAAAGAAGCUAUUGAUCAGACAUUAUACCGCCCAUAUGAAUACGAGACUAGUUCUCAAGCAGCCCCUACAGAUAAAAUUGUAGAGAAGUAUACACAAGUAAAUGAUUACUCUGAUGAAAAAGAUUCAAAUUCAGUGGAGACAAGUGAUCUAUUAACCAAUGAACAAGCACCGCCGGCAAAACAUAACAAUAUAUCUACAAGUAACACAUCUAUAAAACCCAAGCCAGACAAAACCCAGAAAAUAAAUAAAAAUAAAUUUGUAAUGGCGGAACUUAUUAAAUUAGGUUCAUUAGGUAUAAAAGGUUUAUCUCAAUUGGCUCCAGUAAUUGAAAAAAUGACAGGUGGUUUUAUGAAGCGACAAGAAACAAAUAAGACGGUAAUAACAACCACAACUGUUAAACCAGUCAGCAAACUUACAAUUUACAAUGCAAAUAAAAGAGUAGAUAAUGAUUUGGAAUCUAAAGUAGGUAAUUUUCCAAUCUAUAUACCUGUCGAUGAAAUGGAAACUUCUGAAUCUCAAAUAUCUUAUAAAAAUGUUACCUUACAUCAAAAUUUUGCAUGGGCAACUGAUAAUAAGCAUUCUAAAGGACAUCUUGUAAAACCUAAAAUAAUAUAUGAGAGUCCACUCUUGAAUGGUGGAAUACCAAUAAGUCCGGGUGAAAUUAUAACAGCGAAUUCAGAUGUGAUAGUUGGAAAACCUGCAGUAGGUGGACCGUUAACUUUAGUUGCAAGUGGAAUUAAACUACAGAAUCCGGUUCACCCUCCGCUAAUAGAUAGUGUUGUUGCAAAUAAUGACCAAUAUCUAGUAAAAGAAAAACCAAUGAAUGACCAAACUAUAUUAAAUAUGAAAGUGGAUGACUCUUUUGAUUUAAGACCACCAGAACUACCUAAGCUAAAAUCAAAACCAAAUAAAAAUACUCGCCCUCAUGGGGGUCAUUUUAAUCAGCAAAGUUCCCAACAGUGGUCGUCAACUAAUUCACAUAUAAUAUCUGAACAAAAUAAACAAUCAGGUAUACUUAAAAAUAAAGAAUCAAUGGUAAUUAACCAUGGUAGACCAGCGUUUUUAGAUUUUAUACCUUCUUUAAAUAAACAUUCCAAUAAUAUUCCUAAAGAUCAUCAAGUUAAUUACAGACCUUCAAUUAAGGAGCAAGAUAUUCCAGAUAACAAUCCAAGUUCAUCUGAAGUAAUAAGUACUAAAAUAACAACAGAUGGAAGGUACACUGACGUAGAAAAUGACGAUUCUGAAAAUAAACCAUUUUUAGUUGAUAUACAACCUUCUAGAGUAGCUAAUGUAUUGAUUCCUCAUGGCAGUUCGACAGCUUUAGUAUUUGCUGGAUCAUCUGAACCUCAUAAAACUGGAGAUUACAUCGACGAUCCUCUACCUUACCCAGAACCUGGGUACUUUGGAAGUUUUAGCAUUGAUGCACCACAUAUGACCAACGUUCAUAACGUUGUUCCAAAUAAAAACCAAUUUUUUGGAAAACCAACAAUUAAGUCUACAUUUGAUUCAUACGCAAAAGAUGUAUCACCAACGUAUAAAGGAACCGGACUCAAUAACGAUCAGAAAGUAAAAUGGAAUGAAAAUAAACGCCCAAAAGAUUUAAUGAAUAUUCCUCCACCUACAAGUAAUCAAGAAAGUCACAUUCAAGUAGGGCCACAGAUAACAGCGUAUAAUCCAGAAAUAUAUAAGGUUGAAUUUGAUAAAAAUUCUAAACCCAAGGAAGAAAAAGAUAUAAUUGACAAGGAAUAUGAAAAUUAUCUUGCUGUUCCACCGCCACCACCUAAAAGGCAUUACAAUCAGGAAAUAAGAUAUGAUAAAAAAAGGUAUCAGCAAAGACCAAUAGUUCAUACAAAACCUAUACAUGACAGCAACGUGUUUUUAAAUAUUCAGCAUCCAAUAUCAAAUCAACUUCCUCCGAAAGUAACAUCAGAAAUUUAUUUUGCAUCGCAGUUACCAAAUAAUCAAGCUACACCAACAUAUUCAUUUAAAAUACCUCAAACACCAACCACCGUUACUACAGCGCAGGUGAAACCACCAAAAAAACCCAAUGAACAGAUACCUAAAACAAACAAUGCAGUAACAUCUUCUAAUGCAACAAAUAAAUCCGUUAUUACCAGCAACAUCCAGGAAAACUCAUACACUAUAACAUUGAAUACUGCAGCUAAUGUAGCAAGUGAAAGUAAUUCGGGGCAAAUCAUAGGUUCAAGCAUUUCCGUACCAAUCACCACUACGUCUCUUAAUGGUCAAAUAAAUGCAAAUAUACCUAUAGGAACAAAUUUUGCAAUAAGAGUUGAAGAUGACCCUUCAAAAUACGAAAGUGUUGCAUUACAUGGCAAAAGACAUCCAUCGCUUAUAUUCGAUGACCAUGAACGAGAGACUGGUAAUAAUUUUAAUAGCUAUAAAGAAAACAAUUUUGAAUAUCAAUCUAACCAAACUAAAUCAAUGUUACCCAUAAGACAAACUGAUAUUAAUACAAAUAUCAGAGAAAAACCGAUACACAAGGAUCAUAGUAAUUUAUUACCGCCAUCUGUAAAUAGUCAUGCUAAUUUCCCUAUGAUAAAUGAAGAUACAAAUGGAUACAUAAAUAUAAAUUCAAACUAUGCGGAUAAUAAAAAUUUAAACGCUGAAAAUAAACCUAUAUCAUUUGUACCGGACAUUUCAACCAAUUCUCACGGGUGGUAUGCCAGCGUUCUUAAAGAAGAUAAUUUGAAAAAUAUAAAAGUUGAAGCAUCUACUCGAAAAAUAAUACCAUUGAAUUUCGAUAAUAAGUCGGAUAGUCUACCGGAAUUCGGUGAAAAGAUUGCGACUGUUGGAAAACCGCCAGAAUUUUGGGAUCAAAAGAAUAAGCAAACAGUUAAUAAUUUCAGUAUUGGUAGACCAUUUUCGAAGACAAACGAAGGUCAAAAAUCUAAUGUACUGCCUUUUACAAUAAAACCUAACUAUAUUCCAUCUAAUUUUGGUAACAAGCAACCAGUGUACGAUAUACCAUUAAGAGAUAAUAGCAAUGAAGUUACUACAACAAAGAUAAUUUACCCGAAACCAACGAAAACUAUUUACGAAACUGCUGAAGAAAUAUAUGAUGGUGAAGAAGAAUCAGAAAAUAAUAGUGAAAUUGAUGGUGAAGUUAGUUCAGAAUCUAUGAAAAUACCAAUUAUAACUACAUCUGUAGCUAAGAACAACUAUACAAAAAGUUCACCUUCCUUAGAAAAUGUAUUCAAUCAAAAUGUAAACCAACACAGCGAGGACGUAAAGCUAGUUAACUUUAAUCCUGGAACACAAACAGAAAAACCUUUUACUUCAUAUAAUAAAACAACAUUUCAGUCAAAUAAUAUUAAGCCUAUUUAUGAUCACAAUCCAUAUAUGAAGCCUAGGCCAUUUACAAUUAACACUGCAAUACCAUUAGAUCAUCAAUUACAACAACCACAUUGGCAAAUCAAUCAGUUAAUGGAAAACAGUACGAACGCAUCAUAUGAAGAUAAUAUGGAAUUAAAUAUUGGAGAAGAAAAAUACACUGCUAUGACAAGUAGACCAUUUUCCACGAGAAAGCCAGUUGGUUUUAAGGAACCAGAAAAUAAAUAUAAAAACCAACAGAAGAAUACGGUCUUAUUAAACAAUACGGGCAUAUCAAACGAAUCUAAUAUUAUAACGUCAACUAUUCAAAUUCAAGACAAAAAACCUUUAAUUGUGGAACUAGAUGAAAAAACAACACUUAAACCAUUUAUAAUUAAAUCUGAAUCGGAUAGGUUAAACAGUUCCUCAAGUGAAAUAAUUGAUUUAUCGCCACCUCCACCGACUGUAAAUUACAACUUCAAGCCAUCAAUUCAUGAUGAAAUUAUGGGUAUGAGCCCACCUCCACCCAGAAACCCCCUACAAAGAGUUCCAUCAAGAAUACCCCAAACUCCGAGACCGAUUUUACCUAUGAGAACACCAGCUCCAUAUAGGACUGUACCACCAAAAACAUUACCUCCUAGGCAGUCGACUCAGCGACCUGUAAGGAAGCCAUUGAAGGAUGAAGUUUCAACAUAUAGGCCAACUUAUGAUAUUGUUAAUAAAGUUAAAAGGCCCUCUUUUAAUAUUGAUCAACCUUCUUCACAUUUACUACCUCCUCCGAGAGAACUACCUUCUAAGAUAACUUCAAUACAAAAAGAACCCAAACCGACAAUUUCUUCUGUAACAGACGUUGUUUUCCCAACUGCAGCUUCCUCCAGUUGGUUAACUUCAUCUAAUUUCGAUUUUUCAUCGAGUUUUAAUUUUGGACCUUCAUCUGUAUAUUUUCCAGACAACGUGUCACCUACAAAAAUACCCGAAGAUUCCGAUAAAAUAUCAUUAGAAUCUUCUUCGGAAAAUAUAUUUAUUUCAAAUGAAUACGAAACCUCAACCGAGGCAAUAGAUAGUAGUCAUGAAAAUCCUGUAACGCAAAUAACAGAUUCAAGAAAAGAAAAUAAUACAAAGCUUCUAAAUAAGGAAAGUGAAUUUUCAAUCGAGCAAGAACAAGUUGAGUCAAGUAAGGAAGAUAUAAUUAAAGAUAGAAUGAAGGUUAUUCCGAUUGGAAAUAAAAAUCGGACUCGUAAGCCUUAUCCAAUUCGUAAUGAUGAUAAAAAGUCAAGUACAAGCAAAUUUAAACUUCCAUCUAAGACUGUACCUGUAAUAAGACCUACACGAACACUAUCUCGACCGGAACUUUCAUACCCAACGAGAUUAACUUCAAUAAAAAAAAUUAUAAGACCUCUACCUUCUAAACCAAUAUCUGUUUUCCCCACUAAUAUUAUAGAAAGUUCUGAAUCGUCCAUAGAGGAAGAGUAUAUUAAGCCAACUGAGGUCCUUAAAGAGGAACAAGUAUCAACGGAAUCACUAAAAGUACCAUCUAUUAUAGAGAAGACAUCUACUUUUACCAUUAAUAACGAUCCAAUGACGUCGAAUAUACAUAAACAACAUCAUGCUGGAAAUGAAAUCAAGAUAUCAGAUGAAAUCAUACCCACAAAAACGGAAUUCAGAACAACUAUAAUUACGCUCACUAAAACAUUAUCAGAACCACCUCAAACAGUUUCAAGUGUUGGCUAUGUAAACCUUACUCACACAUUGACCGUAACUCAUACCAAAACUACUUUAGUCAGUCAAUCUGAGGGAGCUGUAACACAAACACUGAUACUAACCAACACCCACACUUCUACGAUAGUUGAUGUCGUAACCGAGAUAUACACAAAAGUACAACCAACUACAAUUGUAGAAACAGUCACAAAACAUAUUCCUAUACCUCAAGUUGAAGCAACUUCUAUCAUCGAUUCAUCAUUACCAACAAAGAUAGCUCUUGACGAUAUAACCAUGUCGUCAGAAGAAAGAGACAACUUUAUUAUAAGAGACAAUGAUGUUACUGAGAAUAUUCAAAAAAUUGAAGUAGAAGAUGAUAAAGAUAAUGACACAUUCUUUGUUGUUAUGAACAAAUCACAAAAUGGUGGCAAAUCUCCACCUAUUCCAGAUAUUGAUACGGGAGAUUAUGAUGUUACUAGAAAUGAACAAGUUAACAAUAACGGAGUAUCACAAGUAUUAUUUGGAGAAAUAUUGUUAGCCGGCACGCCUUAUUUAGAAACUACGAAUGUUGUACACCCUACGGGUGUUGGAUAUGGAAAAGAAUGUCAACCAGAUUGCAAGGCUUCAAGAAACGAAAGGUGUCAGAGAAUAGACGGUAUUAUGAAAUGUGUAUGCAGGCCCGGUUUUGCUAGAAUGUUCCCUGACAGACCUUGUAAACCUACUUAUACAUAUUCAGUAAGAUUAGCAUUAGGAUCACAAGGCAAUGAACGUUUGAAAUUCCAUACAAACUUGUCUGAUAACUCUAGCAAGGAAUAUCAUAGCUUAGCUGUUGCCACCCAUGAAGGAAUCAAUAGAAUGGUAAUGCAAUCUGAUCUGCGUGACGUUUAUCAUGGCGUACAUAUAACUGGAUUCCAUCCCAUUGAAAUGAUAACAGCCCAAGAGGAAACAUAUCAGGGUGUCAUUAAUGACUUCUAUGUACAGCUCUCAGACAACGCUCACGAGAGUCGAUUGAAAGAAGUCAUAGAGAAAUACCUAAGAAACAACAACUAUAGCCUUGGUGGUACAGAAGUGCACGCAGCGGAAGAGUUCAUAGACAGGCUAAAUGUUAGCGAUUUCGACGAAUGCAUCAGUGGUCAAUUCCACGAUUGUUCAGAACACGCUCGGUGUUUCAAUCUCCGCGGGACCUACACUUGUAGUUGCUUGGAAGGUUAUGCGGAUCUAAGUGUGAACACAUUGUACCCAGGGAGAAUAUGUUCUUCUGAUGCAGUUGGUUGCGCUGGCUGUAACUACCAUGGUACUUGCUUCGAGCGGGAAAGUGCCAUGAUCUGCGAAUGCUUUAAGUGGUAUGCUGGCAGAACUUGUCAAGUCAAUCUAAAAGCUGUAUUAAUAACAGUAACGGUCAUUGGGUUGGUAAUCAUCCUUGUGGUGACUAUCUGGGCGUCUAAGAGGUGUUGCUGUCAAAAGGGUCCCGCCACGCAGACCUUUGUGAUCGGCUGUAUGCAAGGAAUGCCUAGUUUGCAUCAGGGAAAUAUACCUUCGAAACAAAGAGCUGACAGACGAGCAUUGAUAGCUGAAAGAAUGGAGACGGCUGAAACCUGUAGUGUUCAAAAUACUUCCUUACCAUAUAUCCCGUCAAAGUCCCGCUCGCGCUCGUCGUGCAGUCGCCAGUGCGCGGUGUCGGCGCCGCCCGCGCACGCGCCGCCGCCGCCGCCGGCGCCCGCGCUCAUGAUCCCCCGCGCGCGUCUACACCCGCUGCACUCAGACAGUCGCGACAAUUUAUCUAGAAAGAAGAGUACCGAGAUUUGCAGUGAAGCAAAAUUGAUAAGUUAUUUAGAAUCCGGGGCUACUAAUGCUACAGACGAAAUGCGUAGAAAACAUAGUAUGGAAUCGUCAUAUAGCGUCAAUAAAGAAAGAUCUAACAAACAAGGAGCAUUAGUAUCAGCAGGGUUCAAAGUUUCGACAACAGUUCGACCUGACGACUCUGUUAAAGAAGAUAGAGAUGACGCUUCAUCCAUUAACAAGACUGAUUUAGAAGGAGAUAUGUCUCGUUUCGACACGCUUCGGAAGACUUAUAGUCAAGAAGAUAUAUCCGAAUGGACAGACGCAGAGCGACGCAUCGGUGAACUCACAUUAUCCGAAGCCCGGUCAGUAGGAGGGACCCUACCAGCCAGUACUGGUAGGGCUGCCUCAUCUACCAGGCUAACUCAUCAGGAGGCAAACACAAUGGCUGAACGAGAUCUUGGCUCCACUUUCCUCCUGCCCCACGUGCACCUCUAUAAAUCUGAUCUUACUAGCGACGUAUCGGAGUUUGAUUCCCUGUGAAGACUGUUUAUUUAUUUAUUUAUUUAAAUUAUAAUUAAAUUUUCGCUAACACAGAGGCUAUUAAAGUAUUACAAAUAUAUCAGCUAAUUAAAAUUGAUUU
Messenger RNA from Vanessa atalanta (red admiral), 8182 nucleotides. RefSeq lists its product as uncharacterized. Bases 97 to 8082 code for a protein of 2661 amino acids. Gene Ontology annotation, molecular function: calcium ion binding. The record is from RefSeq and is a predicted model, not a curated record. NCBI's taxonomy places the organism in Eukaryota, Metazoa, Arthropoda, Insecta, Lepidoptera, Nymphalidae. The transcript has 19 exons.